This is a messenger RNA of Ambispora leptoticha, 666 nucleotides long. The record is from the annotation of a GenBank genome assembly. Lineage: Eukaryota; Fungi; Glomeromycota; Glomeromycetes; Archaeosporales; Ambisporaceae.
AUGACUGUCUCCACGAUGCCCAAAACUGCACUUACUUCUCCUUCUUCAACUCCAAAGAAAAAAAACUCUACACUCGCUUCAAAGACAAAGACUUCAAAUCCUGUUGAAAUUGCCGAGCCUAUAUCUCCAAAUUGUGACCUUAUGGCCGAGUUGAAUCACGUUCGCCCGGAAAGAACGGCUCAAUUAAUCGGUAAAAGCAAACUCGACCAAAUUACCCAGCAACCGCUAAAUAAUCAACAAACUAUUUUUCGCCGGUAUGACUACCAAAACCAAAUCACCACUUACUUCUACCGCACUCACGAAAAAUUACCAGCAAAGCAACCCGUAAAGAAGUUUACCUUUUCAAAAAAACCUAAAAAGCCGGCGGUGCAGCAUGAUUUUCAAGAAUUCUUAAUCACUAGACUGCUCCUCUUGUGUAGUAAAGCCGAAUUCCUCCAUUUACCCUUAGAGCAAGAACGGGUUUUUAAAGAAAAUGAAAACGCCAUGGUCGUGCGGUCUUUUAUCGCUAAACUCGACACUUAUGCUCAAGAGUAUGACUUGGAAGAAUCCCAAGCCUUCUACGCUUACCCCAUCACUCAUGACCAGCAACAUGAAACCAUGCUUCAAUUGGGCGGAACUUGUCCUUGUGACCCCGCCCGAGCUCGCAACCAAUACUUAAAUAAUUGA